Molecule: messenger RNA, 922 nt
Organism: Zonotrichia leucophrys gambelii
Lineage: Eukaryota; Metazoa; Chordata; Aves; Passeriformes; Passerellidae
Gene: PTHLH
Product: parathyroid hormone like hormone
Exons: 4
Coding region: 130-663 (177 amino acids)
Biological process (GO): bone mineralization
Cellular component (GO): extracellular region
Molecular function (GO): hormone activity
Source: RefSeq, a predicted model, not a curated record
CAGCGCUCGGGGCCUUGAGCUAAAAAGCGCUCCCAGCGAUGGGAGGAAUCCCCGCGGCAGGGGAGACGCUGGCCCGGGGGUAAACACAGAAAGGGAGAGCUGGAAGGUUUUUAAGCCCCCGAGGAUACAAUGUUCGCUAAACUCUUCCAGCAGUGGAGUUUCGCUGUGUUCCUGCUGAGUUAUUCCGUGCCCUCCUACGGGAGAUCAGUCGAGGGGAUUAGCCGCAGACUCAAACGGGCUGUAUCAGAGCACCAGCUACUGCAUGACAAGGGCAAGUCAAUCCAAGACUUAAGAAGAAGAAUAUUCCUCCAAAAUCUAAUCGAAGGUGUCAACACUGCAGAGAUCCGGGCAACGUCGGAGGUGUCACCAAACCCCAAACCUGCCACCAACACCAAGAACUACCCUGUCCGCUUUGGCAGUGAGGAUGAGGGCAGAUACCUCACUCAGGAGACAAAUAAAUCACAGACCUACAAGGAGCAGCCCCUGAAGGCGUCAGGGAAGAAAAAGAAAGCAAAGCCUGGAAAACGUAAGGAGCAAGAAAAGAAAAAGAGGCGAACCCGCUCAGCUUGGCUAAAUCCUGGCUCGUACGGCGACGUCGUGACCGAGAGCCCACUCUUGGACAUCUCUGUUACUACACAUAAUCAAACUUUAAGGAGGCGCUGACAUUUUCAGCAAGAGAUAUUUGGAAGACACAUUGCAGUAUUCUGUAAUAGUGAACAUAUGGGAAGUAUUAAAAUAUUUAUUACCUGUAAAUAUUGUAAAUGCUCAGAAUAAAACCUUUUCCCCCCAUUGCUCUCUGAAACUGCACAUUUGGUUAUUGUGAAUUUUCCUUUUUUUUUUUUUUUGGCUAAGGCUAAGACAAUUAUUAUUGUCCCAUUUACCAUAAUUUAUUUUGUUGACUGGUGUAUUUAUUUUGUGAACG